GGCUCAUUUCCAGUCCUAGUCGAUGAUCAAAGACUGGAACCGCAGUUCAGUCCUCGGACACGAUGAACAUAAUCCUGGCAAUUCUGCUCCCUUUUGUGGGCUUGACAUCCGCUUUGAAAUUAGCGCAACCCUGCCAACCAGAAGUAUGCAAAUUGCCGAUGUGCAAAUGCAGUACGACCAGCAGUGGGAGCAACAUUACGGAGGCAAACAUCCCCCAGAUCGUUAUGCUAACAUUCGACGAUGCUGUCACCGGGCUGACGUACGACAUCUUUAAGGAGAUCUUUUUCGGCCUGAAAAAUCCCGACGGGUGUCCAAUCGGCAUAACUCAUUUCCUGUCCCACGAGUACACCGACUACACGAGAGUCCACGAUCUUUGGAAAAGGGGCCACGAGAUAGCGCUGCAUUCGGUUUCACACACCGCCGACCACGACUACUGGAAGAACGUUAACUUGACAACAUUCAAGGCUGAAUUCGGCGACAUGAGGGAAAUAACCAGCCAUUUCGCGGCGAUCCCUCGGAGUGACAUCAGAGGCAGUCGUCUGCCAUUCCUCCAGACUUCUGGGAACGUCAGUUUUCAAGGUUUGCUGGAGCUUGGCUUGGCCUACGACAGUUCUUUGCCCACCAGACGUUACAUCGACCCAGCUUUGUGGCCCUACACACUGGAGUACGAGAGUCUCCAAGACUGCAACAUCCAGCCUUGUCCAACUGCCAGCUUCCCAAACAUUUGGGAAGUGCCCAUGACGAUGUGGCUGGACGAAAAAGAAGUUCCCUGCAGCAUGGUCGACGCCUGUACCAAUAUACCCGACAAGACGAAUUUAACAGCUGGUUGGAUGUUGCAACAAUUUAAUCGUCACUAUCGGGGUUCGAGGGCUCCGUUUCCGGUCUUCAUGCAUGCUGCGUGGUUUUUCAGAAACCCGGAAUAUCUUGAAGGUUACAAAUUAUUCCUGAAGCAGCUACAAGAAUUGUCCGACGUUUAUUUAGUAACUGUUAACAAAGCCAUCGAGUGGGUGAAAAAUCCAAAACCCCAUGGCUACAAGAAACCAUUUGGGGAAUGUGAGAUUAGAGUCCCGAUAAGGGAUUGUCACCCUUUAAACUGUGGCUUGAAAAUGUCGUCCGGCGAGGAGAGAUGGAUGAAUUCUUGCGUUGACGAAUGCCCCAUACAUUACCCAUGGUUAGGAAAUCCUUUGGGAAAAUGAACAUUCCAUGAAAAAAUAAAUACAGACUAGAUUCCAAGAAAUAUUAAUACUCGAUGUGUUAGUAACUGUUAGGUUAUUACGUUGUAACAAACGUUAUGCUAUUUGUUAGUUUUAAGUUACGUAAAUGUUAGGUCUGGUGUUCGCUGGGUAGCUCCCUAGAGUGUCCUGUAUGCAUUUGUCAAUUGCCAAGUUCAUUUCAUGGCCUUGAUCGUUGACAAAAUGUGACGUCACAAUAGAAGAUCCCUUUUUGGAAGGUAAUUUCGUAACGGCCGGUGUCGACGGUAAAUAUUGGAACAUGGCGUGCAGUAUUCCGGCGGCUCUACGAACACGCUCCUUGCACCAUAAAACCCAAAGCCAAUCUCCGUCCAGGGCUAUUAGAGGCACCAUUAAACGGUAAGCAACAGGGAAAAUGUAGGCUGGAUCUCGUCCAAUGACUGUAAAACGAUCCCUCGAAGAAUCGGGAAACUAUGGGAAAUAAAUGCGUAUCUAUGGUUAA
Orussus abietinus is the source of this 1692-nucleotide messenger RNA. RefSeq lists its product as uncharacterized. The transcript has 5 exons. Gene Ontology annotation, biological process: carbohydrate metabolic process. NCBI's taxonomy places the organism in Eukaryota, Metazoa, Arthropoda, Insecta, Hymenoptera, Orussidae. The record is from RefSeq and is a predicted model, not a curated record. Bases 63 to 1196 code for a protein of 377 amino acids.